Gasterosteus aculeatus aculeatus (three-spined stickleback) is the source of this 523-nucleotide messenger RNA. RefSeq names its product progonadoliberin-1. The record is from RefSeq and is a predicted model, not a curated record. Gene Ontology annotation, cellular component: extracellular region. NCBI's taxonomy places the organism in Eukaryota, Metazoa, Chordata, Actinopteri, Perciformes, Gasterosteidae. Gene Ontology annotation, biological process: multicellular organism development. Gene Ontology annotation, molecular function: hormone activity.
GAAGUCUCCAAUGAGUUUUGCUGGAUCCCACUUUGCUCGUGACCCCCUGUGGUGAAGUUACGGGCUAAAAGGAAGGGAGGUGCCAUCGGCUUAUAUAGACCCUGAGAAACGGUGUGCGGCACAAUUUACAAAGGACGAGGCAGAAGAGAGCAAAUCCCAGGACCCGAGCGAGCACCAACCACAGAAGAAUGGCUUCACCAAACCUGGCGUUGUGUCUGCUGCUGGUGUGGGCGGUACUGCCGCCCAGCUGCUGUCAGCACUGGUCCUAUGGACUGAACCCGGGGGGGAAGAGGGAUGUGGACGGCCUUGCAGACGCUGCCGCGGGCGAUGUGAAGCUGGUUGAGGUGUUUCGGCACGUGGACACACCCUGCGGUGUUUGGGGGUGUGCAGAAGAAUCGCCUAUUGCCAAUAUCUACAGAUCCAAAGGAUUUCGUGGCAGUGUCACCAACAGAGAGAGUGGACACAUAACCUACUGAAAAUGAUGAUUACUUGAUUCUACAAUAAAUAUUAUACAAGCAUAUAA